AUGGCAGGAGGAGAGAGAAGAAGGGAGCUCGUGGUGGCCAGCCAGACUAUACGUCCCCGCGGCGCCGUUGGCGGUUGCAGCACCCCCGGCAGUAGAUUGGAUCCCUGGCGGAAUCCUGGUUCCUUCCUCCCCUCGACCCCUGGGCCACCAAGGAUCGACCAGGGGCCACCGGAUAACGGUAGCGGUGCUUUUCAUCAGUUCUAUAGUCCGAAGAAUAAUCGUAACGCAAAUAGCUCGUCGCAGCAGCAGUCUCAACAUCAGCAGCAGCGUCACUCGAUUCACAGACAGUGCCAACAGCAAGCGAACCAACAGGCGAUCGCGGCGAAGAACGUUUGCGCGAACUACAGCAUCGCCUCUAGCUCGUCUUCUCUGUGUUCGUCGUCGAGCCUCGGUCACGUGGAUACGGUAGCACGAGCUACCGAUGCCGUAGUUUCACCUAACAGCGCAUACGGCAUCGCCUCCUCGUCACCGGAACCUCCUACAGCCGGUAAUCUCAUCCUUUCCACGCUUCUCACCAGCACCACGUCCUCCGCGGACAAUCGAACCGGCGAAGCGACCUCGCGAAUUACUAAUUCCGGCCACCAGGGUAACGUUUUACCCUCUAACAGCACGCACUACGUCGGCAACAACACUGUUGCGUCCGCGGAUUCAUUGAACGGGAUCUUAUCGUCUCUAAACGUUCGGAUCAAAACGGAGGAGUAUCCGAAAAUACGGUCGGAGGAACGGAGAGCGACGCUGUCUUCGUCCUCCAGCUUCAACGCUUCUUUACUCAGCUCGUUGCUGUCCACCUCGCGUAUCUCGACGGCCAGCUGCCGAAACGACACCAACGAGGAGGUGAUACUCUCGAGAUCGUGCAAUCAGCUUGAGUUUCCGUCUCCGGGCGCGCAGCAAGCGAGCCAGGAGCAACAGCACGAGGAACAGGCUACUGUGCGUAGCAUCAAGGUAGAGUACCCGCAGCAAGACGUUCUGGACACCGGUGAGGAAGAAGAACUAGCUGCCACGUCGCCGUACGAUAUUAUCGUCGGGAGCCAGCCUAGGUGCUUGUCGAAGCAGACUAGUAAGAAAGACGCGAUCGUGCCACCCUGUCCUCCGUGUGUAUCGCCAACCUCGGAUAUCGUGAUCGAGAUGAAGUAUGAAACACAGUCGGGUCCACCGCCGGCGCCGCCUCACUUGACCUCGUCCGGGGUCGAGCCACCACAUAGCAGCCAAGGGACGGGUAUCGUCGUCGGUGGAUCACCCGCAGAAGUUGUCGGCGUGGACAGUCUACUGCUGUCGCCAUGGGGAGCGACCGGGCCAGAUUUCCUCGAGCCUCCCGACGUGAAGCAAACGGCAGCUGGUCUGCAGGACGCGUGGGACACUCUUCUUCUUGGCUCGUCGGUCGGUGUUACCUCGGCGCAAUCGUUGGCGGAAUUGAAGCCCCUUCCGCCGUUCACAGGGUACACAGGUCACCUGAGUAUCAACGGGAUUCCUGGCCACCAUUAUCACACGAUAGCGUCGUCCGCGCAGAGGCCAUCGUUACCCUCGUCCUCGCCUACGUCCUCCUCGAACCAAGAGUAUUACGAGUCUCCAGUCGUGUCCUCUAGUACACCUUGCCCGCAAGGCACCCAAAAGCAACAGCAACAGCAGCAGCAACAACAACAGCAGCAUCACCAACACCAGCAACAACCGCAGCAGCAGCAUCAACAGCACCAUCAGCAGCAACAGCUGCCGCAGUCGACGCAGCAAGUCGACUAUGACAUCGAAGACAUAGCGGAGAUCAUUGGAUCUGCGAUAGCAGACACGACGGUCCCUGGCGGUGGAAAUGGGCCGGGGUCGGAGCACGAUCCGGACGCAUCGCGCGACUGGAUCGACAUUGCUGAAUGGAUCGACACCGCGUGUUCUCCGAAGGCCCAGGAAACCAGCUCGCCCAGCCCGUAUUCACAGAUAUACGCCACGGCGACGCCUUCGACUCAGGCGCAGCAGCACGGCUCGACCCUGCAGAGUCUGUUGACGCAUGGAUACGCGCCCUUAUUGAACGCCAGGUUACAAUCGGCGAACGCCGGCAGCCUUCAGAACGCGUCCUGCGGCGAGACCCCCUCGUCGACUAGCCCGUAUCCACCUGUCAGUCCACCUGGCAGAGUCUCAACCUCGUGCAGCCCCGAUCACCUGUUACACUCGUCGUUCGCCGCGCCCUCCCAUCCCAGGAAAAGGUCACGGCCAACCCCUGGCUCGCAGAAUCCAUCAAAGAAGAGUCCCGGCACCGGGGCAACCGCGCUACCCUACGGUACGGAGUCCGGGCUGAUCGGCGGAAAGGAGAAGCCAGUGCACAGGUGUUCGAUUUGCAACCGAGGUUUCCUCAACAAGAGCAACAUCAAGGUGCACCUGAGAACGCACACGGGCGAGAAACCGUUCAGGUGCGAGGUCUGUGGCAAAGCGUUCAGGCAGAAGGCGCAUUUGAUCAAACACCAGCAGAUUCACAAGAGGAUCGGCAGGGAUUAA
Molecule: messenger RNA, 2478 nt
Organism: Habropoda laboriosa
Lineage: Eukaryota; Metazoa; Arthropoda; Insecta; Hymenoptera; Apidae
Gene: ich
Product: ras-interacting protein RIP3
Exons: 2
Coding region: 1-2478 (825 amino acids)
Biological process (GO): embryo development; embryonic pattern specification; regulation of transcription by RNA polymerase II
Cellular component (GO): nucleus
Molecular function (GO): RNA polymerase II transcription regulatory region sequence-specific DNA binding; DNA-binding transcription factor activity, RNA polymerase II-specific
Source: RefSeq, a predicted model, not a curated record